AUGCUCAUAGAUAUCUCUGAGCUCAUUCGCAAACCUUCGAUAGCCUUAGCUAUCAUCGAGGAGGUCGUUGAUGAGGUGGGCAUUCGUAAUAGCAAGCUACCCGUGCCAAAGUGGGCUCUUCCGGAGCUCUGCGGUUCCACAAAGUCCAAACUCCCCGCAAACGGUGAAAUAACGCGAGAGAAGUCCAAAGAGAAGGACAACUCUGCGGACAACCUGGACGCCACUAACAGUGACGAAGUGAGGAACCGUGGUUAG
Dibothriocephalus latus is the source of this 255-nucleotide messenger RNA. The record is from the annotation of a GenBank genome assembly. NCBI's taxonomy places the organism in Eukaryota, Metazoa, Platyhelminthes, Cestoda, Diphyllobothriidea, Diphyllobothriidae.